UUUCUCUCUUCCUUUCCUUGAUUUAAAUCUCUAGAAUAGAUAGGAUAAGAUUAGUGAGGUUGUUUAUUAUUUUGGGUAAGAAUUUUAGUUUAGGUGGGAUAUAAGUUUGUUAGUGCGUAAUGCCAAAAUAUUGUGUUCAACACUAUUUUGACUGUUCAAAUGGGGGGAACUGUUAUAAGGAAAUGAGCAGGAGUAGCUGCUGAAAAAGAAGAAGCAGGAAGGUUCCAGAAUUCUAGGAGAGGGACAGAGUUGCUUUUCCUUGGGGACAGUUGAAGCUGGAGGUUGGUUGGUCUAAGCUCCUUGGGUGUGCCUUGUGAGUUUGACUAGUCUCCCUCUCCUGUGGCUAUCUUUCUGAUUCAACUGCUUGGUCCUGUGUUCCUGUGUGUAUCCGGUUGUUGCUGAUAGAGUGAUAUUCCAACAGAGCUGCUUAAGACAUCCAAGAGCCAACUGAAUAAUGUAUUUAUUGCCUUGGACUUGAAAUAAUCUGAGCCCUACUACUGUAAACAGAAGGCCAAGAACUGAUGUGGGAAAUAUGGACCUAAUGAAUGGGCAGUCGAGCAACAUUAACAUUGCAGCUACUGCUUCUGAGAAAAGUAGCAGUUCCGAAUCAUUAAGUGACAAAGGCUCUGAACUAAAGAAGAGUUUUGAUGCUGUGGUAUUCGAUGUUCUUAAGGUUACCCCAGAAGAAUAUGCGGGUCAGAUAACAUUAAUGGAUGUCCCAGUAUUUAAGGCUAUUCAACCUGAUGAGCUUUCAAGUUGUGGAUGGAAUAAAAAAGAGAAGUACAGUUCUGCACCAAAUGCAGUUGCCUUCACAAGAAGAUUUAAUCAUGUAAGCUUUUGGGUGGUUAGAGAGAUCCUUCAUGCACAGACAUUAAAAAUCAGAGCAGAAGUUUUGAGUCACUAUAUUAAAACUGCUAAGAAAUUGUAUGAAUUAAAUAACCUCCAUGCACUUAUGGCAGUGGUGUCUGGUUUACAAAGUGCCCCCAUCUUCAGGCUAACUAAAACGUGGGCAUUAUUGAGUCGAAAAGAUAAAACUACUUUUGAAAAAUUGGAAUAUGUAAUGAGUAAAGAAGAUAAUUACAAAAGACUUAGAGACUAUAUUAGUAGUUUGAAGAUGACACCUUGCAUUCCAUAUUUAGGCAUCUAUCUAUCAGAUCUGACUUAUAUUGAUUCUGCAUAUCCAUCAACUGGAAGCAUUCUAGAAAAUGAGCAGAGAUCAAAUUUAAUGAAUAACAUCCUUCGCAUAAUCUCUGAUUUACAGCAGUCUUGUGAAUAUGAUAUUCCCAUGUUGCCUCAUGUCCAGAAAUAUCUGAACUCCGUUCAGUAUAUAGAAGAACUACAAAAAUUUGUGGAAGAUGAUAAUUACAAGCUUUCAUUAAAGAUAGAGCCAGGGACAAGCACACCACGUUCUGCUGCUUCCAGAGAAGAUUUAGUAGGUCCAGAAGUAGGAGCAUCUCCUCAAGGUGGAAGAAAAAACAUAGCAGCAGAAGGAGCCUUGCUACCACAAACACCUCCAUCACCUAGGAAUCUGAUACCACAUGGACACAGGAAGUGCCAUAGCCUUGGUUAUAAUUUCAUUCAUAAAAUGAACACAGCAGAAUUUAAGAGUGCAACAUUCCCCAAUGCAGGGCCAAGACAUCUACUGGAUGACAGUGUCAUGGAGCCCCAUGCACCAUCCCGAGGACAGGCGGAAAGCUCUACUUUGUCUAGUGGAAUAUCAAUAGGUAGCAGUGAUGGGUCUGAGCUUAGUGAAGAAACCUCAUGGCCUGCCUUUGAAAGGAACAGAUUAUACCAUUCUCUCGGUCCGGUGACAAGAGUGGCACGAAAUGGCUAUCGGGGCCACAUGAAGGCCAGCAGUUCUGCAGAGUCAGAAGAUUUGGCUGUACAUCUAUAUCCAGGAGCAGUUACUAUUCAAGGUGUUCUCAGGAGGAAAACUAUUUUAAAAGAAGGCAAAAAGCCAACAGUAGCAUCUUGGACAAAAUAUUGGGCGGCUUUGUGUGGGACGCAACUUUUUUACUAUGCUGCCAAGUCCCUAAAGGCUACAGAAAGAAAGCAUUUCAAAUCUACAUCAAAUAAGAAUGUAUCUGUCGUAGGAUGGAUGGUGAUGAUGGCCGAUGAUCCUGAACACCCAGAUCUCUUCUUGCUGACAGACUCUGAGAAAGGAAACUCAUACAAGUUUCAAGCUGGUAAUAGAAUGAAUGCAAUGCUGUGGUUCAAACAUUUGAGUGCAGCCUGCCAAAGCAACAGACAACAGGUUCCUACCAACUUGAUGACUUUUGAAUAAAGACAGGUUAAAAGCCUGAAAAAGAAGACAGAUGAACUGUGGCUCACAAUCGAGGAAGAAGGACCUGAUGAACGUGUGCCAGCUCUACAAAUGUGUGCCAGGACAGAGCCUUCAGGCUCAACCUCUAGACUUUGGGGAACUGAACAAACAAACACAAAGCACUAAUUUCAGGGAAUGGCCUCCCAAUGAGUAGUGUUCCCAAAGUGAAACAUUGGAGUUGCAACAUGAACUGCCAUGGACCAUGCUUCUUUUCUCUGAACUGACCUGUGGAAACCACUGCCUUAAAGAGUGAAAGGAAAAACAACAUGAAACACCAAAUAGUGUGUGUGAGACUUCUGGCGGUGCUGUGCUUAGGAUAGAUUGUAGCUAGUUUGCAUUUCUUUUAACUUUCUACUAAUUUUGAAGGGGGGGAGGGGGAAUCACAUUUUUUAGAUAUUCUUUAAAGAAAAAAGUAAAACAUUUCUUAAGGGUUACAUUAUAAGGAGCUGGGUUUGAACUAUGGAUAUAAAGAAAUUUUCACAUUCUAGGGAUUUUACCAGCAGCCCACUUUAAGAACUCUUCUCAUCCUCCACCCAUGUGUAGCCCCACUUUCUCUCAAACCACGAGUGGAAGAACUGUAAUUGUAAUAAUGUGAUGGGGGAGGGGUUAUUGUUGUCAAUGUUUUUAUUGUUGUUUUCAACACUAAACUUGCAAUUCUUAGUACUGUAUGGGGAACAUUAUUUUCUGCAGGAGACACAAAGGCUGAGUAUUCAUACUUACCAGACACUUGGGGACGGGGCUUGUUUUUGUUGAAAGAAAAGCAUGGACAUUUCUAACUGGGCUUAAAAGUUAGUCCCAUUGUCUGAUUCCACAGGCAUUUGCAUUAUUGAAUGGAGAUAGACUGAGGAGAGAAGUGUAAUCUUAAAGUAGACAUCCUCCCCAAAGGUGAUUUCUCAUCAUAACCCUACCACAUAAUUGGAAGGAUCAUCCAGUUUUCCAGUCACAUGUGAUUUAUGUCAGUAAGGUAUUAACCUACCUGAAGGGCUCAGAAAUAGUGUUUAAACUACAGAGUGCCAGAGUUUUAUUUUCUUGAAAUUAUUCAUUUUAUUAUUCAAGAAGAAACUCAGUAGCACAUUGGUUUAAAGGCUUCCCAUUGUGUAUAUGAUUUUGGUUUGUUUUUUUUUAAUAAAUUGAACAUGGAAAUUUUUUUAUCUUAAGAUGGAUAUAGUAAAACACAAUCAUUUUGAAAGGAAAAAUAUAAUGUAUGAAUCAAUUUGGAACAUAGAUUAAACUAUAAGAACCUUCUUAUACAAGCUACCCUUUAUAAUAAGACAUUUUUCUAGAAACUUAGUAAAGACCUUUAACAGGAAACAUAUUCUUUUAGUUAAAUUUUAUAUCUAUGUUUUAAAUUCCAAAUUGUGCUGUCUUCUGUACAACACUCCAUUUAACUCCAAAAAUAUAAAGAGGAGACAAAUGAUUACAAUAUUGUCUAAAUCCUAUCACUUCAGAAUUUCAAAAUGAGCACCUGAGCAAAGAUUUAACUAUUUGGUCAGCUAUACAAUUAUCACUAAAUAAACUUUUGAAGCCUCUUGCAUUUUAAAAGUAGCUCAAAUUUAGAAAUAUUAUAUGACAUUUUAUAGGAAUUUAUUUCUGUCUCCACAUUCCUAUUACAAAAUUAGCCUCAUGUAAAAUGAAUAAUUUUACACACAUUUUCUUAGAAAGUGGUUUUUUUGCUCUUUACCAUAAGUAUUUAGCCCUUGAUCCUGUGAAAUUUUAAAAAGAUAAUAUUAUUAAACCCAUAAAUAAAUAAGGAUCAAUUUUGAUAAGAAAGAGGAUGUUAUGCAAAGUCUUUCUAAAUGUUAAGUUCUAUGGAUUUCUUUUUGUUUCUGAUAGCAAUUGCUUAGUAUGUAUCUGAUAUAAGGCAGUUAGAAACAACAUGUGAUUUCGUGUCCAUUAUCUUCUGUUUUUGUCUAUUAUAUAAGAUAAUGGUUUUGACUUUAAAAUGUUUUAUUUUGGAAAGCGACAUGAAUUGGAAGAUGACAAAAGGAGUUGCCUGUGCCUAAUCAUUUUUCAAUUCAUGCAUCCCCCAAGUCUGACCCAUGUUGGGUACAUAGCAAAGACACCAUCUGCAUAGCCAACAGUAUUACUAUGUAGAGUUUGCACAUCUUUGAGUUUGUCUUUCAUUUUUUAAAAUUCCUUAAUGUGUUUUGUUUCUUUUCAGAAAUAAGUGUUUUUGACAGUGUGUGUACUUUAAGAGAGACGGUGUAGAUGAGAACCCUGUGGAUUUUUAUUAUAUAUAAAAGCUAAUAUUGCAGGCUAACUAUUCUAUUCUCCUGUUAGAGCAAAAAUAUGCAACUGGGAGUCAGCCUAAUGUCAUAUAGUUUUGCCAAAGACAGAACCAUGUUGUGUUGGAAGGUGUGUUUGAUAUUUCCAACUCUUAAAUCCACAUGUUCAUUUGCCGAAAUUUGAUUGGAAUGAUUCCACUUUACCCAUAGAUUUAUUCAAGAUUCUUGAUUUAUCUCCAACUUCAGAUUAGUCCAUUUCAAGGAAUUUGUCAUUGAUGCCAAAAUUAUCAUAAUAUUUAAAACCAAUUACAAAUAAUAGUCAUCAAUUAAAACAUUGUAGGUACGAUCCACAAGUAACACUAUUUUUAUUUUACCUGACAUUCAUUCACAUGAAUAUUUCAGUAUUGUAUAAUCGCUAAAGUUCUUACCAAGUUUCCUAACUGGUUGGUUAGAAGAUAAGAAAUUUUUUCCUAUCUUAUUAAGCCCACUGUUGCUUCCAUUUUUAUGUGUUCCAAAUAAGAUCAUUAAAAUGUCCUUUUUUUCCAUCCUUCUUACCAAGACUACAUUUAUGAGGAAAUUUAAAUUGAUUUAGGGAAUAAACCAUAGAGGUUACAUGUCCAAAAACCCUGAAUGGAUAAAAGCAAACACUUAAUUUAAGGCACAUGUUUUACAUCUUAAGAAGUGUAUUUUUAGCAUACAAAUGAAACACCAAUUCUAAAAGCUUAGGAACAACAGCAAAUUUCAUUUUAUCUUGAAUUUACAUGUUUCCAAUGAUUCCCAUGUUCAAGUCUUACAUGCUAUAUCUAACGAGUAUUGUUUUUAGAGUAACUUCCACAUUGCACGGCUUAAGAGAGAACUGGUCAAACACACCUUCCUUUUCUCCAUUGUGUAAAUGUUCAUUUGUAUUGACAUUACAAAGAGGGAUCCAAACAAUUUGAGUUCAGGUAUUCUUCUAGGCAUGUGCUUCAUUUUUACAAAACUAUUUCCUGUGGAAAAUGCCAUAUGACUACUGCACUAUGUACUGUAUGAACUGUGUUGAUAUGUGAUAUAUCUACAUGUUAAGUCUACUGAAAGCAAGGGUGAUUCUGGCAGCAUGGUGUUUGUACUGAUUUUCAGUAGUCUUCCGAAAGACUCAUUUGAUGACUGUAAGAAAUCAGGAGACUGGCUGAAAUGUAUUCUAUUUGGGGUCCUUGAAUAGUAGUCUGCUGAAUCCUAUCUGCCCUUCUUUCCUGUGCUUCAAGUUUUACCUAACCAUUUAGGCUUUUUUUAAUUUUUCCUGUCCAUACUAUAUUUCAGGGUAUUUUCUUUAAACUAAGACUCUGCUAUGCAUGUUUAUUGCUGAAGUAUAGAAAGAGGUUAUCAAAAGUAGAACAAGUCAAAAAUUCAAAAGAGACUUGCUUUUUGUCAAAAAGAGACUUUCGUUCUCCUAUUGGUUUCCCAGCCAUUUCUUGAAGCACAAUUAAAUUACUUGUCCAACAUAGCAUCUUACUCUGAGAAUGAGGUACUAACUAGAACAGUGUUGUCUAUCAGAGGGCCUUUUUGGCACCAACAAAACCUCAGACUCCAAAGGCCCAAUGGAUAAUUGGAUCCCUUUUUGCAAAUGGAGAAUUCAAUUACGUCCCCGGUAGAACAAUAAGAUGACUCUUCUAAGUCUAGAUAUGACAAAGCACGUGUUGAUGUCUAUCUGGCUUCUUCAGUGGCAUUUUAAUGUGGGUUUUCCUUUUGUUUAGAUUUAUAUUCUUUUCCAAAAAUAAAAAAGUCAGAUUGUUUUCACAGUCAAUGUGGUGUAUACUGGUUUCUCUAGGCUUCUGAGUGUGAGAACUAGUAUCGAAUCACAUUGAUGAAUUGCUUUCCUUGUGAAAUCAACCUUUUAAAAAUUAUUUAAAUGCCUUUUUUUCCUUUCCCAGAAAAAUGGCUUGUGUCAUAAAUGACUUUCUACAUGGAGGAUUCUAAUAAAAGAAAUCUGCAUAUAUAAACACUGAGCUUGUUGAAAGGGUAGAUUCAAGUUACAGUGUGAGGAAAACUUGGUCAGUGCCUUAUCAAUUUGAAGACCAAUUCUAGGGCAGAGAGUAUGACAAUAAUCAUUUGCAUGCUAGCUCCUCUUAUUUCAGGAAUGUGUGCUAUCCCUCUCUCCACCAGCUUAACCAAGCACACAUUUGGGUAGGUGACUAUAAGUUAUUGGUGUCCUCCUUGUGGUUUUGAGCCUUUUGAGACAUACUACUUCUCUGUCCUGUCCCUUAAACCCUGUCAUUUAAAAAUUACCUUUUAAAAACAAAUUUAAGAACUGUCUUGUUAAGAGAUGCUUCUGUCAUCAUAGAAUGAAUCUGAGACCUUUCUCAAGAGCUUUGGGAAAGGAUAAAAUAUAACCAGAGAAAAAGUAUUAAUGGCAAACCAUUAUGUAAUAGCUAAAAUUGGACUAAGAUAAGAGAACUAGCUCUUAAUUGAAGAAAUGAGACAUUCCCCUUAGUUUGUUCAAUCAGUUAUUAAGUUUCAGUAUAAUAGUCAAAAUAACGUGUAGCCGGGAAAUCAAGUCAUCUUGAUGUUCACUAGCAAAUAUAACAGGAAAGCUAAACAUUAUCACCUUAAGCUUCCUAGUACCCUUAUUUAAUAACUUGUUUAAGUUCAUAAAAUGUUUCCUUUUAAUUUUAUGAUCAUUUUUUAGUGAAAACUAGUUUCAAAAAAAGGCUUUCACUGAAAUUCAAGUAAGCAUCAUUUGAAUACAAUAGAAUUUUAAGCUCAACUUGAAGAGGAGGAAAGAAAUGAAAUUGGAUUUACUAAUGAAAACAAUACCUUUCUAAAUGCUUUGAGCUUUUACUUCUCUGAGUUCAUUUACAAGAACUGGAGCUAUUGUUUCAACUGAUUCACCAUGUUAAAAUGUUCACUUUUUAAAGGGCUAAUGUGACCAGAGGACAGAUAUAAUCAACUAUUCAAAGGGUCUUUAAAGCCAAAUGAAGAGUUAACCAGGUCAUCUGGGGUUAUUAGAGAGAGCAAAUUUUAAAUUUCGAGUCCAACUAUUUGUACCGCAGGAAUAGUGGUGGGAUUGUUGGAAUGGAAUAUGGAAUGGGAUGUAGCUUUGGCUGAAUGCUUUUCCGGAAUUAACAAGCCAAAAGCAGCAUGAUUAUUAGGUGCCCUCUCAGUGCUAAGUCGCUGGUGUUGUUUCCCCUUAUGACAUAUAUCCUACUAGUACUACUCACAAAUAUGAUCCAAUGACAGUGUAUUAAGCAAGUUGUAGCAUAAUGAAAGAGAGGCUCUAGAAUAAUGCCUGUUAAUACAUUGUCAGGAUUUCUAAGGCUUUUGACAUCUUGAUGACUACAAACUCAUUACUUCACGAUCUACUAGAAUGUGUGUGUAGGGAGGAGAGAGUCAUACAACUUGAUCUAAUGAGGAUCAAAAUCUGUGGGAAUCAGUAUCUAAGUAGAUAUGAGAUAGUGUUAAUAAGCAGUAAACACAAGCCAUUUUUGUUCCUCUUUAUCCCAGUUAUCCCAAGAUCCAGUUGCGAUAGAGACCACAACUGCACUAUGACCUCGUUGAGUGAUGUGCAUCCUUGGCUCUUUGGAAUUUUUGUUUCUUUUUAAUAUGUGGGUGUGCGUGUGAUCUUCUGUGUGUUUGCAUAAGCUAGUUUAAAAUGAAUUUAAGUGCAGAUUUCAGAAAUCUUUCUACUGAAAUAAAUUACAUAAAAUUUA
This is a messenger RNA of Monodelphis domestica (gray short-tailed opossum), 8231 nucleotides long. NCBI's taxonomy places the organism in Eukaryota, Metazoa, Chordata, Mammalia, Didelphimorphia, Didelphidae. The record is from RefSeq and is a predicted model, not a curated record.